Molecule: messenger RNA, 3927 nt
Organism: Rubroshorea leprosula
Lineage: Eukaryota; Viridiplantae; Streptophyta; Magnoliopsida; Malvales; Dipterocarpaceae
Source: the annotation of a GenBank genome assembly
AAAGAAGCGAGACAAAUGGGGGAAAAGGUAUGGAUUUCUGCAUCUGUUAGGGGUACAAAAUGACAACCAGAUGGUGAGGAGACUUAAUGACAUCUGGUUUGGAUCAUACAAGCUGCGAGUGAAAAUUGUAGAGGAGCGAAGCAAUGGGAGAGUACAGAAGGCAGAUACAGAAGGCAGAAAACAACACAAAGUAGACAGGUUGGUACAACUAGGACAGUCAUAUGCCCAGGCGGUGAAAGGGAAAGAACAGGAGUCGCAAAACUUGCUGAUUCGUGGAAGAACGAUAGAUAGGGACGAAAGGGCCAUUACUCAUUGGAAAAAGACACCAAUCCAAGCAAGACAACAAAAAAGGAAGGAGGAAGUGGCAUCCAGCGACACAGUAAAUAUCAAAAAAUGGAUGGUGGAGAAUUCGGACUUGGAAACACAGGAGGAAAUUAUGGAAUUUAUACCAGAGCAGAGUGAACUCCAGUGGCUUGAAGGGGGCAUGGUGGUUAUUAUCAAAUCUUUAACAAUAAUCAAUGAAAUUCAACAGAGAAUUGACGUAGAAGGCGGCCUGAUCACUCUAGCACCAUUAGGGGGCAGAAAGGUGCUGUUAACUGAAAAGGAACCGGGGUUCUUACUGGAAUUUAUGAAGCUCAAUAAAGAAGUGUUAGCUUUGUGGUUUGAAGACAUUCAAUCAUGGGAUAAGGAAGUACAGGAACGAAGCAGAAUGGUUUGGCUACGUAUCUCUGGUAUCCCUUUGAAAGCAUGGAGUGAUAGAUGCUUUAUGAUGAUCGGAGAAUCAGUCGGAGAGGUGAUCAAGAUCCACAAAGAUACAAAAAUGAAGUCCAUUUUAUGUGAUGGGAGAAUGUUAGUUAUAAGCCCUGUAGAUCAUAAGAUUUCUAAAAGAAUUACACUGAAGGUGGAAGAAAAGCUGUAUGAGAUACGAGUUGAUGAAGAAGAAUGGCGAUCCGACCCAGAUUGGUGGUUGUCGAAUGAUGAACGGCGGGGUGAGUCACUAACGGAGUCGGACCAGUCCUCGGAACAGUCUUCGGAGCAUUCUUUGGAGCAGAUAGAUGAGGAAGAUCAAGAUUGGAUAAACUUUGAAUUCUGUGACGAAGAAGACGUUGGCAUUGAUGAGGAGCAAUUAAUGAAGGAUGGACACAGGAAUUCAAAUUCAAAUUUCAUAAAUACAGAGGAAGAAAGGGAAAGGCGGCAUACAGAUGAAGGAAAUAAGGGUAGAGAGGAUGUGGGUAAUGGGUCGACUAAAGACAUUGGGCCGAAGACAACAAAAGAAAUUGGGUUAGGAGAAAUUGGAUUGAAAGUUGCAGAUGGCCUGGGAAGGGACCUUAGCCACGGACAGAAGAUGAGGAUUAAAAAGAAAGGGCCCGAGGAGACAAAGGAUGAGGGGACUUUACCGAAACCAGAUCUAGAUCUGAGGAGGAAAGAGAUAGGAAAAUUGGUGAGAGAAGAACGACCAGAUUUUCUAUUCCUGCAAGAGUCUAAGUUAGAAAGGGUGGAUGAUGAUUUGAGUAGAACAGUGUGGAAUUCGAGAGAGUGUGGCUGGGUAAUGAAGGAAUCGAUAGGAGCAUCAGGAGGCUUGUUGUGUUUUUGGAACAAAAAGAAUUUUGAUAAGACGGGAGAUCACACAGGUGAUGGAUAUCUGAGAAUAUCAGGGGAGUGGGGAAUUCAUAAGGUGAAGUGUAGCCUAGUGAAUGUGUAUGGCCCAAAUGAUAGACAGAAACGACUCAAGUUAUGGGAUGAGCUAAGGAAUAUGAUCACAGAAGAGGGAGGUCGAUGGUUGAUUGCGGGAGACUUUAAUGCUGUAAGAUGUCUUGAGGAAAGAAGGGGAAGAACAGGGGAGAGCCUAGAUAUGAGGGAGUUUGAUGCGUUUAUUCUAUCAGCAGGCUUAAUAGAUUUCAAAAUGGGCUUGAAACGGAACAUCUCAGAUCAUUGUGCAAUUGUGCUGAAAUCAAGAACAACUGACUGGGGACCAAAGCCAUUCAGAGUUUUGGAUGCAUGGUUACUCCAUCCAGAUUUCAAGAAGAUAAUCGAGGAGAAAUGGAAAGCAAUGGAGGUAGAUGGGUUUGCAGGGUACAAAUGCAAACAGAAGUUAAAGGGGUUAAAAGAGUUUUUAAAGGGAUGGAACCGAAAUGUAUUUGGAGACAUGGAAGCUCAAUAUGAACAGGCUCUUAAACAGAUUGAGCAGAUUGAUAUGAAGAAUGAGGAGCUUGAUCUGGAGGAAUUUGAAAUUCUGCAGAGACAAGAAGGAUUUCAGAAAAUGUCGGACAUAAUGAGGAAGAGAGAAGUGAUAUGGAAACAGAAGUCAAGAAGCAAUUGGGUUAAGAAGGAGGCAAUGAAUUAUUUUAGCAAGCUAUUUCAAGAAGACAAGUGGAAUAGACCAAAGCCGUAUGGGAUUAAUUUCAAGCAAAUUUUUACAGAGGAAAAUCAAUGGCUUGAGCGACCAUUCUCCACCGAAGAAAUUAAGAAAGCAUUACGAAGUUGUGAAGGCUCAAAAGCUCCGGGUCCAGACGGCCCGACGGAGGAGUUCAAGGUUGAAAAAGGAUUACGACAAGGUGAUCCGUUAUCUCCGUUUUUAUUCUUGAUGAUUGGGGAGGGGUUAAAUGGAUUGGUGCAAAAAGCAGUGACAGAGGGGCUGUUUCGAGGUGUAGAAAUUGGCAGGAAGGGGUUAGAGAGUUCUUUACUCCAAUUCGCAGAUGACACAAUUAUUAUGGGAAAAGCUGACACAGAGAAUGUAUUUAUGGUUAAAACAAUCUUGCGUUGGUUCGAACUAAUGUCUGGCCUACGAAUUAAUUUCAGUAAGAGCAGCAUAUAUGGAUACAAUGUGCCAGUAAGAUGGGUAGAAGGAUCAGCCGGCAUGCUACGGUGUGGUGUUGGGAAAUCUCCUUUCAUUUAUUUGGGACUGCCCGUGGAUGGAAAUUCUGGGAGAACGAAGUUAUGGGAGCCACUGAUAAACAAAUUCCAAGCCAAACUCACUGUCUGGAAAGCUGCUUCGCUAUCUUUUGGUGGCCGCCUCACUCUGCUCAACUCAGAGUGUAAGAUUAGUGAUAUGGGGGUAUGCGAGGGAGACAAAUGGCACUGGGAUAUGGAAUGGAGGAGAGAGAGGAUAGGGAGAGAAAAAGAUGAAGAGGAGAAAUUAAGGGAAGGAUUGGAGAGGCUACAAUUAAAGAAAAGAGUGGAAGAUAGAUGGAGGUGGACUCAUGAUUCGGAGGGCAGAUACGGGGUGAAGAAAGCUUACGAUUUUUUAGCCCCAACAGAGUGUGUCAUAGACGAGCAGUGGAGUAAGUUAAUUUGGUGCAAAUUAGUACCCUCGAAAGUGUCUUUCUUUGGGUGGAGAUUGUGCCUUGAUAGACUUCCAACUAAAUGGAAUCUUAGGAAGCGAGGAGUACCUUUGCAGGAAGAGGAAUUAAAAUGUGUUUUGUGUAAGGACAAGGUGGAGGAAGUCAACCACUUGUUUAGUAUGUGUAAGGAAGUAUGGAUCUUUUGGGUAGAAUUGCUGCAGUGGUGGGGCAUGGUGACUGUUAUGCCUAAUAACGCACUAAGUGUGGCAGACAUUUUUGUAAAUGAUUUGGGUAGGAUAAUAGGGAAGGAGAUGGGUGCUUGUAUCUUCCUUGUGGCUGCAUGGUAUUUAUGGUAUUGGAGAAACAAUGAGGUGUUUAACAAUGGAAGAAAGGAAGGGGUACAGCGUAAAGUUUGGAGAGGUACGUGGCUUUUCUCCUCAUUGAGAGCCAAAAUUAAGUACAAUGGUUCUAUGCAUGAUGAAGUCGCUACCCUGAAUAUGUAUAGGGCUUUUGAGAUGCUAAUUGCUCUGUAGCCUGUGGUGGAUGCUUUUAUUUUUGUCAUUCUAUCAUGCUAGCAGAUGUUUCUUUUGUGUAAUGGGUAGGAGUACCCCUUGUGCUCCAUUAUUAAUAAAUUCAUUUUGCUGAU